Molecule: messenger RNA, 657 nt
Organism: Ipomoea triloba (trilobed morning glory)
Lineage: Eukaryota; Viridiplantae; Streptophyta; Magnoliopsida; Solanales; Convolvulaceae
Product: protein DOG1-like 4
Exons: 1
Coding region: 1-657 (218 amino acids)
Biological process (GO): DNA-templated transcription
Molecular function (GO): sequence-specific DNA binding
Source: RefSeq, a predicted model, not a curated record
AUGAGAAGUAAAGUGGAGGAGAGCUUCACGGAUUUCUUCGAGAAGUGGAUGGCGCAGCUUGAGGAGUGUGCCCACUCGCUCCUCAUUGAGAACGAGAAAGAUCACGAUAAUUUGGUGAAUAAGAUGACAACCCACUACAAGAAUUACUACACCGCCAAAUGGGCGGCGGCGCGUGAGGAUGUUCUCGCGUUCUUCGCGCCAGUGUGGCUCACCUCCUUGGAGAGCGCGUACGUGUGGGUGACGGGGUGGAAGCCGUCCACGGCGUUCCGCCUGGUGCCCCGCGCCGGGAUGAGCGAGGAGCAGGCGAAGAAAGUGGAGAUUUUGAAGGCGAAAAUCAAGGCGGAGGAGGAGAAGGUGGAGAGGGAGAUGGAGCGGCAGCAGGUGGCCGUGGCUGACCGGCGGAUGGUGGAGCUUGCUCGACUGCAGGGCGGCGGCGGAGACACGGUGGCGGAUGUGGCGGUGAAGAACAUGGUUGGUGGUCUUGAAAAGGUGAUGAAAAUGGCUGAUUGUGUGAGGCUCAAGACACUGAAAGGGCUGCUGGAUGUUUUGGGCCCCACACAGAGUGUACACUUCUUGGCUUCUGCUUCAAUGCUUCAGAUUCAGAUGAGGAAAUGUGGGAAGACACUAGACAAUCUUAGUCGUCUCAUCACAAAUUGA